Danio aesculapii is the source of this 1833-nucleotide messenger RNA. RefSeq lists its product as uncharacterized. Bases 205 to 1365 code for a protein of 386 amino acids. The record is from RefSeq and is a predicted model, not a curated record. The transcript has 11 exons. Lineage: Eukaryota; Metazoa; Chordata; Actinopteri; Cypriniformes; Danionidae.
UAUCCCUCUUUCCUUCUCUUUCCCUGGCUGUGGCUGCUCCUUCUGGAUCUCUCCUCGGCUGAAAGUUCUGGAAAAUCUUCACAGCGGCUGGACGACUUCAUAAAGACCCCAGACCAGUGCAGGACGGUGCAUAUAAACAACAACAACAACAAAAAAGAGAGAGUCCAGCGAUUAAAAGUCAAGUGGAAUAUCAAACAGGCCAACAUGGCUCUACUGUGUUACAACAGAGGCUGCGGGGAUCGAUUUGAUGCAGACAAAAACACAGAUGAUGCCUGUCUGUUUCACCCAGGAGUGCCAAUCUUCCACGACGCCUUAAAGGGCUGGUCGUGCUGUAAAAAGCGGACGACAGAUUUCUCGGAGUUCCUGUCCAUCAAGGGCUGCACCCGCGGGCGCCACAGUAAUGAGAAGCCAGAGGAGCCUCUGCGGCCCGAGGUCACGUCUGAGAAAGGAGACAUGAAGCAGCACAGCACAGCAGAGGAGAUCAUCUACCAGGGGCCCAAAUCUGCAGAGGCCCUGGAAAAAGAGAGACCCAGCUCAGAUGAGCCCAAGACAAAGCUGCAGGUGAAGAUCUCUCCAUCUCUGACUCAGAUCAUGGAGAAAAUGGAGAUCAGUGAGAGAGAGAAGAGAGAGAAGCUCGAGAAUCAAGCUCUUGUGGUUGGGGUUAAGUGCAAAAACACAGGAUGCAGAAAGUCUUACGAAGGUCCAGAGACCAAUGCAGAGAUCUGCAUAUAUCAUCCAGGAGUUCCUGUUUUUCAUGAAGGAUACAAAUAUUGGAACUGCUGCUGUAUAAAAACCACCGACUUCAACGCCUUCCUGGACCAGAAGGGCUGCACAUCUGGAAAGCACUGCUGGAUCCCCAAACAGGAUAAAAAGAAGGUGGCCUGUCGGCACGAUUGGCAUCAGACGGGGAACCAGGUUGUGGUCACGAUCUACGCCAAAAACUGCAAUCCAGAUCAUUCCUAUGUGGAGGCCAACCGCACUGUGUUGACCUGCCACAUUCAGUUUGAGGGCGACAAAGUGUUUCAUAAGGACAUCCAUUUAUGGGGGGUGAUUGACAUAAAGAGCAGUUUUGUGAACAUGGUGCCAUCUAAGGUUGAGGUGAGCAUGAGGAAGGCCGAUGCUGUAGCCUGGGGAAAACUGGAGGACCCCAAACACAAACCUGAGCCGGAGCUCACCGACAACAUGAACAGCGCAGAGCAGGAGGAGGUCAAGCCCCAGUGGGACAUUUCAGACGAUGACAUCAGCGAGUCUGACUGGGAGGACGAAGAGGAGGAGGAGGAGAAAAAAGAAGAAAAACAGAAGGAAGAUGCUGAGAAUGGACCGCCUGAGCUAGAGGAGCCUGCUGAUGUCAAACAAGAGAAAUGAACAUUCAUGCUGGAGUGUUGUGUUUACAAGCACAUAGGGGAUUUAUACUAAUGCCUUCAGGUAUGUCAGGUUUUUUUCACACUUUUUUUUUCACAGUUGUGUUUGCGAAAAUCUUUUGUCUAUGAUUGUGUGUUAAAGGUUGAAGAAGUCUUAAAAUACUUUUUCUUUCAAUUCUGCUGUUUCAUUGAGAUUUUUGAAAAUAAAUUCAUUUCUAUUAUGAAGUAGGAGGGAGAAAUUUAUAUUAGUAUAAGAUUUUUUGAAAGAAUUCUCACACAGUAAGGCUGCAUUUAUUUAGUCAGAAUUACAGUAAAGCAAUAAUAUUAAUUACAGCAGGUUUUGUCACAUGAGACUUCAGAAAUCAUCGUCAUGUGAUUUUCUUUGUAAUUUGGUGCAUAAGAAACAUUCAAGAAGCAGGAUUAUUUAAUGGAACUGGACUGGAAAUAAAAGUUUUCUGGUUACACUUCAAAA